Molecule: messenger RNA, 1074 nt
Organism: Closterium sp. Yama58-4
Lineage: Eukaryota; Viridiplantae; Streptophyta; Zygnematophyceae; Desmidiales; Closteriaceae
Source: the annotation of a GenBank genome assembly
AUGGCCCUCAGUUACGGGGACAGCAGGGCCGCAUCGAACUUCGACCUCACGGCGCUCCUUUCUUCCAACUCCUCGGGCUUUCUCCCGGCAGAGAUUCUGCAGAACAAUUUCGAUUUCAUGGGCAGCAUCGGGCAGGGCCAGUACGGGCGCGUGUGGAAGUGCCAGUCGCAGCGCUCGGGUCGCUACUUCGCGUGCAAGCAGAUUAAGAAAGCGCGGCUCACCAACGGGCGUAUUCAAGCCGUGCUUCAGGAGAUCGCGACGAUGCAGCGCCUACGUGGCCAUCAGAACGUCGUGGAUCUCGACAGCGUAUACGAGGACGCCACGUCAGUGUUUCUCCUAAUGGAACUCCUUCCGUCCGGCGACCUUUUUCACCAGAUCUCGACGCGCAGCGGUCUUCCCGAGCCUGAGGCCCGGGACGUGUUCCGAGCCGUCGCCGAAGCUGUGAGGCACUGCCAUGGGAACGGCAUCGUGCAUCGGGAUAUCAAGCCCGAGAAUAUCCUCCUGCGCGCGCGUUCAACACCGAUUGCUGACUCGAAUGGUGGUUCUAACGAGCAGUGCGUGUUGGCUGGAGGCGCUUCAUCAUCAGCAGAAGCUCUCGAGUGCGGGUGCCUUCGGGGAUUCGAAUGGGACGUGAAGCUUGGAGACUUCGGCCUCGCUAAGCGCAUCCCCGGUAGCGGAACUGUCAAGGGUUGUGUCGGAAGCUUCCCGUACGAAGCUCCCGAGGUUCUCGCGUCGCAAGAGUACGACUUCUCCGCGGAUAUGUGGAGCCUAGGCGUGCUACUAUACGCGAUGCUUUCGGCUAACUGGCCGGAAUUUAAAGACAACAAGCGCGUCCUUGAUGAGUCGAGGGACUGGACGCACCCUGUGUGGGGCCUGGUCAGCGACGCGCCGAAGCAGCUCAUCCGUCGGAUGAUGUCGGUGGACCCGAAUCAACGGCCCACGAUCGACGAGGUCCUGGAGAACGAGUGGUUUUCGCAAGAGUGCGUGGACGCUGGGAUUUUUGCGCACCCGUGUGUUGAUGCAAGCAACGGACAGCACUGCUGCUCUGCUAGUAGUGCCACCGCAAUUCCCUAG